AUGAAUGCAGUUAUGAAGAAACCUCACGAUGAUGAUGAUGGUCCUCAUAUCAUUGAUAAAUCCUUAAAUCCUCCUCCUCCUCCUCAUCACUCUGAUCAUCAAUAUUCCCAACCACAUGACCAUCACCACAAGAACAAAUUUGAUGAGCAAGAUCUUCUUUUCAAAGACAUCCGAAGAUACUCACUCACCGAAUGCAAGAACGUUGAGAUGGAUAUUACAGAAACGACACAAAUCGAUCAAUCAGAAGAAACAAAAAGGUGGGGCAGGAUUCUUGGCCUUCAAUUACGUGUUGUAAAGUAUGGAGUGUUGUUUGAUUACUUUUUAGUGAGUGCACACUCCUAUGUCAAUUAUGGAUUAGUGAAUACUCUCAUAUUAUUGCUCGUGCUGUUUUCUGGAUAUUCAUUUAGCCUCGAUAUACAAAGCGCAGCAAAUAGAAUGGAUUGUUUUCAGAGAAUACUUCAAUUCCUUAAAAAGAAUAUCUUUUCGAAAUGUCGAGUGUUAUUUCCAACACAAAGUUUCGAGUUUUACAAAUUUAUUUCCGACAACAACAAGGAAACGAAGAACCAUCCGAAUGACUCUUAUUGUAAGCAACAAUUGACAAAGGUGAUUAUAUCUCUGAUAUUUUUUACAGUGAGAUUUUACUGUUUCAAAACACCCUUACUCUUGUUAUUACCUUUGAAGCUCUUAAUCAUUGGAAGUACAUCGAGAAUGAGACAUUCUAUUUGGCGUAUUAUUGUUCCUUUCUACAUUUCCAUGCAUUAUUUAGGAUAUAUGUUUUUUCAGAUGUAUGCUCAUGUCAUGUUGAAAACAAUUACCUUUAAAGAAUGUUCACUGGUGGUCAUGGAGACAUUUCCUUGUGCUCUUUCUACAAUGAUCUUUUCAUUAUAUAUCAUGUCAUUCACUGAAAGUAUUGAUAGAAAGUAUAAUAUGCUUGCGGGAGUGAGUCGACGACUCAACAGUGAAUUACAAACAAGAGAAAAAUUUAUUUCACACAUUUCACACGAAUUUAGAACAGUUUGUUUAUCAAGUUUAGGUAGCAUUGAACUAAUUAAGGAUACCAAUCUCACCGAAGAGCAAAAGGAAUUGCUACAGAAUGUGGAGAGUGCCUCAGGUAUCAUUUUGACCUUAAUUGAGGAUAUUUUAAAUUUUGCCAAAAUUGAUCAAAAGUUAAAUGGAAUGUCAAGUUCCAGUUCGACUCCUACGACUACAACAACGGAUGCUGAUACGGAUAAUGAUGAGAUAUUCAACUUGGAUUCAUGCCUUAAAACAGUUUUAAAUGUUAUGAAAGGAUACUCCAAACCCUUGAAUGUACACAUUCAAUUAAUGCCAAACAAAAAUAUUGACAAUUUGUUUGUGAAGGGUAAUCCUUCGUGUUUGCAACAUUGUCUCAUCAAUUUGAUCAGUAAUGCAGUGAAAGCCUCCACGCCAGGUCAAACUGUAGAGAUACAGUGUGAAAAGAAACAAAUGGAUGAUAAUUUGGAGGACAGUGUUCCAAAUAGGGACAAUGACUCUUGCUCUCAUCAUCGACCUCUGUAUGAAUUCAAAGUUACUGAUCAUGGCAAAGGAAUUGACUCACACAAGAUUCAUCUAUUGUUCCAACCAUUCGUUCAACUUCAUACCUUUUGCACAGGAGCAACCAUUCCCUCCACAGGUUUAGGUCUAGCAAAUGUGAAAAACAAUGUACAUUUGAUGAAUGGAACGAUUCAUGUGGAUUCCACAGUUGGAAAAGGAACAUGUUUUACCUUGUUGAUACCAUUUGGUGAUACUUGUGCAAAUGUUCCAUCCGAUUCAGUCAUUGAAUCUUCUUCUUCGACUCUCCAUACAUCAUCAGCUAGCAUACUACUUGAUGAAAAAGCACCACUCGAAACUUUAUCACAACCAUCCUUAUCAAAGCAGUUAGAUAUUCAAAAAACUUACCUUUACAAGUAUAUGAAUGAUUGUUCGAAGAAAGAGGAUGACAACUCAACUCUGAUCCAACCUCAAAUCAUUGUUGCAGAAGAUAAUGCGAUUAAUCGAGUGGUUCUUCUCAAACUGUUGAAAUCCAUUGGUUAUGACGCAGUGGGAGUAUGUGAUGGUGAAGAAUUAAUACAACGAUUUGAUCCUCAACAACAUCGUCUCAUUUUCACAGACAAAACCAUGCCCAACAUGGAUGGAAUUCAAGCCGCAAAAGAAAUCCGAAGUCGAUAUGGAUCACAGUCUCCAAAGAUUGUUCUUGUCACUGGAGAUGUUUGUUGUAAUGGACAUCAAGAGAAUGGACAUCAUCAUUCUUGCAAAGAUUGUCCUUAUUCACCAGUGUCAAUGCAUGGACUUGUGGAUAAAGUUCUUCUCAAGCCAUGCACGAAGGAUGAUUUAAAGAGAACGAUUAAUGAAUUACUUUUCACAAAUCAAGGAUUGUGCGAAUGA
This is a messenger RNA of Naegleria fowleri, 2403 nucleotides long. RefSeq lists its product as uncharacterized. Gene Ontology annotation, molecular function: histidine phosphotransfer kinase activity; phosphorelay sensor kinase activity. The record is from RefSeq and is a predicted model, not a curated record. Bases 1 to 2403 code for a protein of 800 amino acids. Gene Ontology annotation, biological process: protein autophosphorylation; phosphorelay signal transduction system. Lineage: Eukaryota; Heterolobosea; Eutetramitea; Acrasida; Naegleriidae. The transcript has 2 exons.